AUGGCGGCAGUCGAAGCAUUUCCACCUCAAAAGGGUCGAGAUGCAGGACAGAUUUCGCGCCCCGACGACACAUGUCCAAAUCGCUCAAAACGACCGAAGCGCAUCCAUCAUGAUAGACCUCUCUUUCCCCCAGCUUUCUGGGACAAUUUGUCAAAAAUUCACCUAGACAAGCACGCCCUGAAAGAGUUAGAUAGAAGAAAUGCGCAACUGGCAGCAAGUUCUUGUUCACCAUACGGAACGCGACACCUUUUCGAUCCCGCGACCACUAGUGAUGCGACCACUAGUCCUGCGAGGGGAAGGACUUCACUUCUUUCCGCUACCGAUUUUCUUCGUCAUUGUGAUCGAGACCAGCUUAGAGAACUUGAACAGCUCGCAGGAGACGGCGGGCCCGAUAUGUCGGAUGUGAGAGGCAGCAUGAGGCCUCUACCCCGUCCAGUGAUCCAGAGCGAGACUGGGACACAUGCAUGCAAGCCCACUUCUCACACCGCAUUGACCACUCACGCUACCAAUGAGCCUACAACCGAGAAGAACAAUCAGACUACCGACCAGAGAACCACACAAACUGUCAAAAGCAGUAGCCCAUACUGUCCCAACUUUGAUCAGAACCUCACCGAUGGGGGGGUUUACCCUGCUAAUUUCUUGUUUCAAGAUGGUGAAGCAGCCAAAAGACCGGGUAAUUGGGAGCAGAUCAACCAACGACUAGGCGUACGACGACUCUCUCUUUCACCCUCGAGUUUCUCGGAAGCAGAUUUUCAAAAUUUUGCUAAAAACAACGACAAUGCUCACAAGGAGAAGCAAGUGACCACAUCGGUAAUACCAAUUAUCGAGGGCAAGAUCAUCGACCCUGGAUCUGUGUGCGGCGGAAUCCGAUGGACAAAUUUGGAUCCUCUCACAGAUGGAACAAUUGUCCCUGGCAAUCCUGACAUCUAUUACGGCGCCCGUCCCGAACGAUUGGACCGACGCGUCCGGGAUGAGCUGAGGAACUCUAUCAUUCCAUCAAAACAGGAUUCCCUCCCUAUCGUGCCAAAUUUCUUUCUAGCUGUGAAAGGCCCUGAUGGAACUGAGAGAGUUGCGAAUAGCCAGGCUUUGUACGAUGGAGCUUUAGGGGAGAGGGGCAUGAUUCGCCUAUUAUCAUUCGGACAUGAGAAGCCAGUCUUAGACAACAACGCGCAUACGAUUUCAUCGAUAUACUACCAUGGUUACCUUCAGCUGUUCACCAUCCACGCUGCAUCACCGACUGGUCCUGGUGGCAGACCGGAAUAUUUCAUGCACCGAUUGAGAUCCUUUGCCAUGAACGACUCUCCAGAAACAUUUCGACAGGGAGCCGCUGCCUACAGGAAUGCUCGGGAUUGGGCGAAAGAGCAAAGAGACCAGGCCAUCGAGCAAGCAAACGCGAGGGUAAAUGGCCGUCAAAGCACAAUACUUGGGGUCGAGACCAGUGUCGAGCAGGCGUCGAGCCUCACGUCCGAGCCUAGAUUGGGUGAUGCCAACACCGAGACUCCGAUCCAGGAGACACAACCCCAUCCAACCGAAGAUCUCGAAUCGACUCUCAAUUCUCACAACUCUGCAGUCUCGUCCGGCGAGCUUUCAUCGAGUCAAGGGUCUACCAAACGUUUACACAGACAACCUCUAGAACAAUCUCCGCCUCAGAAUAAGCGUCAGAAUGUUCGCCAGUCUGACGACGGUGAUGAACACCUGUGA
Messenger RNA from Fonsecaea pedrosoi CBS 271.37, 1701 nucleotides. RefSeq lists its product as uncharacterized. Lineage: Eukaryota; Fungi; Ascomycota; Eurotiomycetes; Chaetothyriales; Herpotrichiellaceae. Bases 1 to 1701 code for a protein of 566 amino acids. The transcript has 2 exons. The record is from RefSeq and is a predicted model, not a curated record.